Molecule: messenger RNA, 4008 nt
Organism: Linum trigynum
Lineage: Eukaryota; Viridiplantae; Streptophyta; Magnoliopsida; Malpighiales; Linaceae
Source: the annotation of a GenBank genome assembly
UAGAAUUUCUUGUUUAUGUGUUAUUAGUGUUUUUCCAUAAACAAAUUGGUAACUUAUUGGUAUUAAUUACUUACCUUUUAUAUAUAUUAAAGGAGAAUAGAAAAGGGGUUAUAGAUAUGAACACACUCUUUUAUUAUGCAUUUUUAUCGAGCAUACUCUUUUAGUUCUUUUUACAUCAACCAUACUUUUGUAUUAAAAAAAAUAUAUCAAACAUGUCUCUUUUUGUUAAGGUUUUCAUCCCGACACCGUCAACCACGAUCAAACUGUGAUUCUCACCUCCUGCCUGGAACAAAAUAUGAAAUGUACUACACUUGGUGGCAGAGAGAUCUAUUUUCUUAAAUUAGGCUAUUUUCCCACGUAUGUGUCAGAUCAUCCAUGAUGCAUAAGUGUAUUAAUAAAACAUUAUAACUUUUUAUCCAAACCCUUCUUAUAACUUUUUAAAUUAGUAGUCAGAUCUUUCAAAAUUCAAAGUAUUAGUCAAACAUUACUCCAUGUUAACAGUUUUGUUAGUAAUGCUGACUUGCCAAUAUGAUCUUGAGAUGGAAUAGAUAUGUUGAGGUCAAAAUUUAAGUAUUUUAAAUAAGAAAAUAGUUACAAAACUAUCAACGGUACCAUUCAAAUAGCUAAUAUUUCGAUGUGUUAAAAGGAUUUGGUAAUACUUUAUAUUACGAAAUGUUUGGAUAAUAAUUUUAAAAUUUUGAAAGUUUAGUCUAAUAAAUUUUAUUUACUAUUUACUCUAAUUAUAUAAAUUUUUUUUGAAAAGUCCCCUGCUUUUCAUUAAUAAGCAAAUCUACUAACCAUCCCAAUCCCAUGGAAUGUUCCAGUGGGCCAGAUAGUGGGCCACUAUGUUUGCCUCGAUGGACAAAAGCCCACCCGAGGCCGUUCCUCCCCAUCCAUUCUCCUCAACCCUCCCUGGAAACUCGAAACCACCGUCUGUUGAAUUCCGUCACAGACCGCGUCUCCGUCCGUCCUAUAAACCACCGUCUGUUGAAUUCCGUCACAGAACCCUGGAAACUCGAGACAAGCGGUUCAAAUUUGCUGACCAUCAAAUUGGAUAUCCCGUCAGUUUAUUCAACGGGAAAAAAUUUGCAGAGGAAACCGAUCGACCUGAGUCCAUCCAUCAGACUAUCAGAUAACCCGUCCAAGAGUGUUGGACCGACGUCCAGGACCCGCUGCUGAGUUGGCGCCCCCUAAACCACGCCACCGGCAGAGCUAAAUAUUCUCCAAAAAAAAGCUUUCGCUUUUCCAAUUCUCAUUCCUCUCAAAAACUUUUCCGCAGAAUCCACAGUUUCCCCAAUCGGCGGUUCUUGCGUCCUUCGCUUCGCUUGAAAACCUCUCCCUAAUUCCGGCGGAGAUGAGGCUGUUGAAGUUAGCCACCUGCAAUUUGAACCAAUGGGCGAUGGACUUCAACUGCAAUUUGAAGCACAUAAAGGAGUCGAUUACCAGAGCUAAACAAGCGGGUGCCGUCAUUCGACUCGGCCCCGAGCUCGAGGUCACCGGCUACGGCUGCGAAGAUCACUUUCUCGAGCUCGAUACCGUCACCCACUCAUGGGAAUGUUUGAAGGAGAUUCUGGUCGGAGAUUGGACCGACGGAAUAUUGUGCAGUAUAGGCAUGCCCGUGCUCAAAGGCUCCGAGCGGUAUAACUGUCAAAUUCUGUGCAUGAACCGAAAGAUUCUGAUGAUCCGCCCGAAAAUGUGGCUUGCAAACGACGGCAAUUACAGGGAGCUCCGGUGGUUCACUGCCUGGAAGCAAAGGGAUCAACUGCAUGACUUUGUGCUCCCACCAAACGUUGCAGAGGCCAUUUCUCAGAGAUCGGUGCCAUUUGGAUAUGGGUUCAUUCAAUUUCAAGACACAGCUGUUGCUGCUGAAGUUUGCGAGGAGCUUUUUACACCGGUUAGACCUCAUGACGAGCUCGCACUUAAUGGGGUUGAGGUGUUUAUGAAUGCAAGUGGAAGUCACCACCAACUGAGAAAGCUUGAUAUCCGUCUUGAGGCUUUUAUGGGUGCUACUACUCGUGGAGGAGUGUAUAUGUAUAGUAAUCACCAAGGAUGUGAUGGUGGCCGCCUUUAUUAUGAUGGAUGCUCUGCCAUUGUUGUAAAUGGAGAAGUUCUCGCCCAAGGCUCACAGUUUUCCUUGAAAGAUGUUGAGCUUGUGGUUGCUCAAGUGGAUCUUGAUGCUGUGGCUAGCCUAAGAGGAUCCACUAGUAGUUUCCAAGAACAAGCUAGCUGUAAAACCAGUGUGCCUUCUGUAGCAGCACCUUACAGUCUGUGUCAGCCAUUUAACCUGAAAAUGACUCUUUCUAGCCCCAUGAAGAUCAACUAUCACUGUCCUGAGGAGGAAAUAGCUUUUGGACCUGGUUGCUGGCUAUGGGACUAUUUGAGAAGAAGUGGUGCUUCUGGAUAUUUGCUUCCUCUGUCUGGUGGUGCAGAUAGUUCCUCAGUAGCUGCCAUAGUUGGUUGCAUGUGUCAACUUGUUGUAAAAGAGAUUGCGAAUGGAGACGAGCAAGUCAAAGCUGAUGCAAUACGCAUUGGACAUUACACUGAUGGCCAGUUUCCCACAGACAGCAAAGAAUUUGCAAAGCGUAUCUUUUAUACUGUGUAUAUGGGAACUGAAAAUAGUUCUGAUGCGACAAGAACCCGGGCAAAGGUUCUUGCGGAUGAGAUAGGUUCAUGGCAUCUCAAUGUUUCAAUAGAUGGUGUUGUAUCUGCAUUCCUUUCCUUGUUCCAAACUCUUACAGGGAAACGACCAUGCUAUAAGGUGGAUGGGGGUUCUAACAUUGAGAACCUAGGCCUCCAGAAUAUCCAAGCUAGAAUAAGAAUGGUUCUAGCAUUCAUGUUAGCCUCACUCCUGCCAUGGGUUCACAAUAAACCGGGAUUCUAUCUUGUUUUGGGUAGCUCCAAUGUCGAUGAAGGGUUGCGAGGCUAUUUAACCAAGUAUGAUUGCAGCUCAGCAGAUAUAAAUCCAAUUGGAAGCAUAAGCAAGAUGGAUCUUAGGUCAUUUCUAAAGUGGGCUGCCAAACAUCUUGGUUAUUCAUCCUUGUCCGAAAUCGAAGCAGCUCCACCAACAGCAGAACUUGAGCCUAUACGCUCAAAUUACAGCCAGCUUGAUGAAGUGGACAUGGGAAUGACAUACGAGGAGCUCUCGGUAUAUGGCAGACUGCGAAAGAUAUACCGGCUUGGUCCAGUGUCAAUGUUCAAGAAUCUUUGCUUCAGAUGGGGAUCAACAUUAACCCCAUCAGAAGUGGCCGAAAAGGUGAAGCACUUCUUCAAGUACUAUUCAAUCAACCGUCACAAAAUGACGGUCUUGACCCCAUCAUACCAUGCUGAGAGUUAUUCACCUGAGGACAACAGGUUCGACCUCCGCCAGUUUCUGUACAACGUGAGGUGGCCUUAUCAGUUCCAGAAGAUCGACGAGCUCGUCGAUGAGGUGAAGGGCGACAAAGUUGCUUUUCCAGAAGGGAGCCAGGAAGGGAAGUCUGGAGGGAUGGGAGUUGUUGCUGCUGGAGCUGGAGAUCCCAAAGCCGGGUUGUAGUACGGCAGGCAGCCAAGUCAUUUAUCCGACUUUCUGUUAGUGUAAGCUAGUAGUAGUAUGGUCGAAUUCCGCAUUUGUCUUUCAUUACAUUCUUUUUUGCCUUUGAGAUAAAUUAUCAUAACGUCGCCCGUUGGAAAGUUCUGCAACUGCCGUAACUAUAGGCGGGCGUGCUUUGGGUUAAGCCAUUGCAAUUUUUUUGUUUUGCAUCACUAUAAAUGCGCUUUCGCCUCGUUAGUCAUUUAGCUUUUGCUCUUUUGCGCAAUUUCUGAACCUCUUCCUAUCAGUCUUUUGACAGCUCCAGGCCGAAUGGAAAGACCAGAUUCAGGAGGGAAAUUAAAAUUACUCAUUAUGAUUUAUGAGCAGCAUUCUACGAAACUAAACAGCAGGCUAUAAUUAAACAAAAACAGACACUUAAUCAAGGUACUACCAAAAUCCGUUACGAUUAGCUUCAACUGAACUAAACAAAAAAGGAUUAU